Molecule: messenger RNA, 3159 nt
Organism: Glarea lozoyensis ATCC 20868
Lineage: Eukaryota; Fungi; Ascomycota; Leotiomycetes; Helotiales; Helotiaceae
Exons: 8
Coding region: 1-3159 (1052 amino acids)
Source: RefSeq, a predicted model, not a curated record
AUGAAGCUCUCUUUAAUUCUUCUCAAUGCAUUCAUCACUGCCUCUCUUGCCAAAAGCAAGAAGGGUCACAAAUCUCAUGCCCAUGAGAAUGUUGCUUUCACGAUAGCCAUACCUCCGGUUGCUGUUGCUCUUCCACUCGUUAAGGUCACCGUCAAUGCAGUCGAGAUUAUGGUCAACACAUCGGCUCCAAUCAAAAUCGAAGUGCCAAACUCACCCUUGGAACUCUUAGCAGCUGCUCGUGUUGCUGUUGUUUCCUCGAGUAGCAGUACAAAGAAAACUACCACUUCUACUAGCAGCAUCAAGACUACGAGCAGUACCAAAACUACGAGUAGUACCAAGACCACUAGCACCAGCAAGACAUCAAGCUCGACUAUCAAAACAAGCACAACAUCAAAACCAACGACGUCUAGCACAAAGACCACCAGCAGUACCAAAACCACUAGCACAAGUAAAACAUCAAGCUCGUCUAUCAAGACAAGUACCACAUCGAAACCAACCACUUCCAGCACAAAGACAACUUCGACAAGUAGCACCAAGCCAACCAGCUCAACGUCAAAAUCGACGUCAAGUAGCAGUUCAAGUACGUCUGCACCCAGUUCUUCUGCGAGUUCUUCUGCGAGUUCUUCUGCGUCCAGUUCUUCUGCAUCCAGUUCUUCUAAAUCCGGAUCUUCUACUUCGAGUUCUCCCGCGUCCAGUUCUUCUGAAUCCAGUUCUGCUGCAUCGAGUUCCCCCGCGUCCACUUCUGAAUCCAGUUCAUCUACUUCCAGUUCCCCUGCUGUCAGUUCAACGGACUCAAGUUCUUCUGCGUCCAGUACUUCCUCAUUUGGAUCUUCCUCAAUGAGCGAGUCAUCGUCCAGUUCCACCGAGUCCACCAGCGCGAGCUCGUCCUUGACUAGCUCUUCAGAUAUCUCUUCAAGUGCUUCAAGUACCGCGUCUCUGACUAGCUCUUCAGAUGUUUCAUCAAGUACCUCGUCACUAAGUAGUUCUUCAACAGAAACUUCUUCAAGUAGCUCUAGCACCUCAAGUCCGUCAAGUACCUCCACCACCUCGAGUACCUCAAGCACAUCGUCUACCUCAACAUCAUCCUCGGCAACCGCAACACCAUCGUCCCUCGCCAACUCGGUCAGCAGCACCAUCCUGAUCAUCGCCAAAGACCAAGCCUCCGCAAAACAAGCAAGCACCGGCCUCAAUGCCUACGGGAUCCCAUAUGAAGUCCUCCUCGUCCCACAAGCCGGUAUCGAGCUUCCCGUUCUCAGCAGCACAAACACUACCGGAAAUUACGGAGGUAUCGUGAUCCUUUCCGAGGUCAGUUACAACUAUGGAACUGCGGGUGCAGAGAACUACCACAGUGCCUUGACGGAUGCUCAAUGGCUGCUAUUGUACGCAUACCAAUUGCAAUUUGGUAUUCGAAUGGUCCGCAUUGAUGUUUAUCCAUCGCCAUCGACGGGAACUACACCGAUUGCGGGAUGUUGCGCAGAUGGACAGGAGCAAUUCGUCUCUUUCAGCAAUACCAGUGCAUUCCCGACUGCUGGACUACGAACUGGCGCCCAGAUGACAACUGCAGGUCAAUACCACUACAUCGCUUCGAUCACUGAUGCUUCCAUUGCCAGCGCUUUCUUGACCUACGGCGCAACAACCGGAACUUCAGGAACCUAUGCAGCUGGUGGAGUUGGAGGUGUCAUAAAUGUCAUCGGUGGCAGACAACAGAUGGUUUUCUUCAUCACUUUCGGUAUCGAAUUCAGUGCCACCUCCAACUACCUUCAACAUUCGUGGAUCAACUGGGUCACUCGUGGAAUCUACGUCGGAUUCCGUCGCAUCAACCUCAACACCCAAAUCGAUGACAUGUUCCUCGAUUCCGACAUCUACCUGCCAGCUGGAAACAUCUUCCGCCUCGCAGUCGCUGAUCUCAACACCCACAAGACCUGGACAACAACCAUCAACAACAAGCUCAUUGCUGGUGGUAACCUCGGCAGCAAGUAUUACAUCGAAAUUGCGCACAAUGGUAAUGGAAACAUUAUCUCUUCCGAUAAAUUCGACACCUCAGAUCCUCCAAAGUGCGGAAUUGGAGCCAUUGACUUGGGCGAUCAAGCAUUCUCCGACACCCCUCUCGAAUUCCAAAAGCCUCUCGGCACAGGAACCAGUUUGUGGCCAACGACCCCAUCUUUGUAUCCAUACACAGUGGCAUGCUUGAACUUGGAUCCUAUGAAAGUGUGGUUUGCGACACCAGCCAACAGAGAUGCAUUCGCUCAUAUGUCGCACACCUUCACCCACGAAGCCGAGAACAACGCCACAUAUUCUGAUAUCUUCAAGGAGAUUACCUGGAAUCAGGCGUGGUUGACUCAAUCUGGAUUGGCUUCUGCUGCAAUUUUCAGUCCUCAUGGUAUCGUGCCACCGGCUAUCACUGGGUUGCAUAAUGGCGAUUCGAUCAAGGCGUGGAUGGAUAAUGGUAUCACGAAUGUUGUUGGUGAUAACAGUCGUCCGGUCUUAAGAAACCAGGCAAAUCCCAUGUGGCCAUACAUCACCAACGUCGCCGACAAUGGAUAUGCCGGAUUACUAGUCAGUCCCAGAUGGCCCACAAACAUCUACUAUAACUGCGACACACCCAACUGCACAACCCAAGAAUGGAUCACCUUCUCCAAAGGCUCCGGCGACUUCCAGAACCUGCUCACCUACGAGAAAGGCGUCACCACCCGCUACCUCUUCGGUCUCUACCACGACGCCUACAUGUUCCAUCAAGCCAAUCUCCGCGUCUCUGACAUCCCAGUGAACACCAACAUCAACGGCGUCACAGCCAAGAUCUCAAUCUUCCAAGCGUGGGUCGAGACUAUCGUGCAAGAGUUGAUCCGAACCGUAACAUGGCCUGUCAUCACGAUCAAGCACGACGAUAUGGGAGCACAAUUCGGCGCCCGCAUGGCCCGCGACGCAUGCGCUCCAAAGAUGUCGUAUCUCAUCGACCCAACGACCCAGAAAAUCACUGGUGUGUCCGUUGGUGCGAAUGGUAAUACAUGUAACACCAAGAUUCCAGUGACCGUGCCUGGUUCAGUCGUUGAUACGAAGGGUGCUACGAGCGAGCAGAUUGGUACCGAUCCGCUUACACUCUGGACCACAUUGAAUGGCGCGCCGGUGUCGUAUACUCUUACGACUCCGGUCAGCUGGUGA